Messenger RNA from Impatiens glandulifera, 1680 nucleotides. Its product is annotated as zinc-finger homeodomain protein 6-like. Gene Ontology annotation, molecular function: transcription cis-regulatory region binding; DNA-binding transcription factor activity. The record is from RefSeq and is a predicted model, not a curated record. Bases 605 to 1549 code for a protein of 314 amino acids. NCBI's taxonomy places the organism in Eukaryota, Viridiplantae, Streptophyta, Magnoliopsida, Ericales, Balsaminaceae. The transcript has a single exon. Gene Ontology annotation, cellular component: nucleus. Gene Ontology annotation, biological process: regulation of DNA-templated transcription; regulation of developmental process.
AGGAAACAUAUCUCUUUCUUUCUCUCUCUCUCUCUCGAUUCAUCUAGAGAGAUUAUUAGGUCUUAAACCUAGAUUUUGCAAGGUUUAAGCAAAAGUUUAACACUAUUUUAAUAUUUUAAUCACUGUAUAAAGUGGUAUAGGUGGGUGUGUCCCACCCUUACAGUCUUCUUAGAGUUCCAAAGAUUCUUUUUUUCAUUAUUUUAUUUUAUCUAUAUCACACAUUCAGACAGACUCAGAUUUAAUUAAUUAUUAAUUCAACCAAAACACAAUUUUCUCUGUCUCUACAGUCUCACGUCUAGCUUACGUGGUGAGAUUAUUAGGGUUGAAAAUUAGCACUUACCCAUUUUUAUUUUAGUGGGUUUAAGCAAAGCAUCCCAUAACGUCCAAAUCAAACGAAAAAGAAAACCACAAAUAAGAUUACUUGGUUUAUUAUCUCUCUCUCUCUCUCUCUCUAGUUCUUCCUUCCCCCUAUCAGAUAAAUUCUUCAUGAAUUUUUACUGAAAUUGAUCGAGCUCUAAUCUCUUUGAUUUGAUUUGAUUUGAUGAUGACGAUGAUGAUAAAUAAGAGAUGGGUUAUUAUUAUCUAUUGAAAAGAUCCGACCUUGAUGGAGAUGACAGGGGAAGAGAGAGGAAGAGCUACCAUGGCAAUGCGUUUCAAGAUUCCGUCUCCUUUAGUGGAAGCUACCAGAAGAAAUGACUCAACCCUAAUACUAAAUCCGUCCAGUCUAGACAAUCUUCAUCUAGUCAAGCAAGUUCAGGCGAUUUCUGAAAGAAAUCCCGACACAGAUCAAGAUUCCGACCCAGAUCCACCUCCACCGCCAGGAUUUACCGCCGCCAAUACAUCCGUUACUCCGCCGCAACAGUCCGCCGCCUCAUCAGGGUUUACGGUAAUGUAUAAAGAGUGUCUUAAAAAUCACGCCGCAAACAUGGGUGGACAUGUCGUCGAUGGAUGCGGCGAAUUCAUGCCCGGCGGCGGAGACGACGGUUCAGAGACCGCUCUUAAAUGCGCAGCUUGUAACUGUCACCGUAAUUUCCAUCGGAAAGAAGUCGAGGGCGAACCGACCGCCGGAUAUAAUCCUUAUAGUUCCGUUAGAAACGGAAGAAUAAUGAAUCCCCAAAUUCCCAUCGCGCCGCCUCAAGCGGCGGCGCCAACAUCCGGACACCAUCUGUACCACCAGCACCACCGCCACAAUUACCCAAUGGGUCAUCCUAUACCGCCGAUGAUGAUGGCGUUCGGCGGCGGCGGAGGAGGAGGAACGGCGGCGGAAUCUUCUAGUGAAGAUCUAAACAUGUUGCAUUCGAGCGGGGGAGGUCAAUUCAUGUCACAGCCUGGUUCUUCAUCAUCGAAGAAGAGAUUUCGUACGAAAUUCACGGCUGAACAAAAGGAGAAAAUGCAUGAAUUGGCUGAGAAUUUGGGUUGGAAGAUCCAGAAACAAAGUGAAGAUCUUGUUAAGAAAUUCUGCAAUGAAUUUGGAGUAAAAAGGCAAGUUUUCAAAGUCUGGAUGCAUAACAACAAACAGGCCAUGAAGAAGAAACAACAAAUUCCGUAAGCCAAAUUAAUUUAAUAUCUUCUUCCUGCAGUAUCAUCCAUUUCAUUCCAUUUUGGGAGACAUUAUUAUCGAAAGUAUUAAUGUCAUUUUGUCCCUAAUUAAUUAAUUAAUCAUUUAAUUAGCUUCUUAAU